This is a messenger RNA of Fonsecaea pedrosoi CBS 271.37, 834 nucleotides long. RefSeq lists its product as uncharacterized. Gene Ontology annotation, cellular component: preribosome, large subunit precursor. The transcript has a single exon. NCBI's taxonomy places the organism in Eukaryota, Fungi, Ascomycota, Eurotiomycetes, Chaetothyriales, Herpotrichiellaceae. The record is from RefSeq and is a predicted model, not a curated record. Gene Ontology annotation, biological process: maturation of 5.8S rRNA; maturation of LSU-rRNA. The coding region runs from base 1 to 834 and encodes 277 amino acids.
AUGGCUCCUCUAUCACAAAAGAAGCGUAAAGUUGAAGAUGGGAUGCGUGGGAAGACCGAGCGACCGAAGAAGCGUUUUCGCAAACAAGUCGAGUACCACAGCUCAAGUGACGACGAGGAGGAACAAGAAGAACAAGGAUUCACUCCCGUGAAUUUGGACGAUAGCGACGAUGAGCAACCCGCAGUGAAGAGGGCCAAGUCAAAACCGAAGACGCCACCCCCUGCUGAAGGGGAUGAUGCAUCUGAUGCACACACAGAAGACGAAGACCAAGAGGCGCAGCCUGACGAAGCUGGGACUUUGGACGAGGACAGCACGGAAGAAGGCCCUCAUGAGACAGACAGACGGAGAAAAACAAGCAAGAGGAACGACCCGGAAGCGUUUUCUACCUCGAUAUCAAAAAUCCUGUCGACCAAGCUGUCACAAUCAGCUCGCAAAGACCCCGUCCUAUCGAGAAGUAAGGAGGCGGCGGAAACGAGCGCCUCCCUCGCCAACGACCGCUUGGAGAAAAAGGCAAAGGCCAAAUUGAGGUCAGAUCGCAAGGAAGAGCUGGAACGAGGAAGAGUCAAGGACGUUUUGGGCCUCAGUUCGGGACAAGCGGGCGAGGUGGCCGAGGAAGAAAAGAGGUUGCGGAAAAUCGCCCAGCGUGGUGUGGUCAAGCUCUUCAACGCCGUCCGCGCCGCUCAAGUCAAAGCUGAACAGGUGGCCAAGGAGGAGCGGAAGAAGGGGACUAUAGGAAUGGCAAACCGCGAGGAGAAGGUCAACGAGAUGAGCAAGCAGGGAUUCUUGAAUCUACUCGCAGGAAAAAAGGACGCUCAGAGCACAUCGGUGCAAUAG